This is a messenger RNA of Lycium barbarum (goji berry), 2621 nucleotides long. RefSeq names its product copal-8-ol diphosphate hydratase, chloroplastic-like. Gene Ontology annotation, molecular function: magnesium ion binding; terpene synthase activity. The coding region runs from base 84 to 2444 and encodes 786 amino acids. Gene Ontology annotation, cellular component: chloroplast. The transcript has 15 exons. The record is from RefSeq and is a predicted model, not a curated record. NCBI's taxonomy places the organism in Eukaryota, Viridiplantae, Streptophyta, Magnoliopsida, Solanales, Solanaceae. Gene Ontology annotation, biological process: gibberellin biosynthetic process.
GUCUGGAGCAGUAGGGAGCUAAGAAAGUAUUCCCACUGAUAGCUAUAUUCAUAACUUCAUCGAUCCCUCUUCACCAAAAGAAAAUGCAUGCCCUAUCCAACCUCAAAUCUCCCUGCCAUCUUCCAGCAGUCAAUGUCCAACCCUUAUUGUCUGCGCCCAACGUCCGUCUAUUUUUCAAACAUGUAACAAGAAAUUGCCAGUUCCAAACUGAAGGCUCAGUUGUUUAUAAGAAAAUUUGCUGCAAACAUGUGCCUAAUGCUGGAAAUUCUCUAGGUUACAGUGGUGAGUUGCAAAUUGAGGAUACGAAAUACCUAGAUGGCGAAAGCAUUCAGGUAACUACAACAAUCAAGAAAAGGAAGUUGGUAGAGAAGAUCAAACAUAUGUUGAACACCAUGAAAGAUGGUAGUUCAAGUGUGUCACCCUAUGACACAGCAUGGGUUGCCCUGAUUAGAGAUAUAAAUGGAAGUGAUAGGCCACAAUUUCCAUCUUGUCUUCAAUGGAUAGUAGACAAUCAACUUUCUGAUGGUUCAUGGGGAGAGGAGUCUUUGUUCAACAUUUACGACCGCCUAUUGAACACACUUGCAUCUGUUGUUGCAUUAACAACCUGGAACACAGGCAUUGAGAAGAGAAACAAAGGUGUAUCGUUUAUAAAGGAAAACAUAUGCAAGUUAGAAACAGGGAAUGUUGAAAACAUGACUUGUGGAUUUGAAAUUGUAUUUCCUGCUCUCCUCGAGAAAGCUCAACCUUUGGACAUUGAUAUUCCCUACGAUGCUCCAGUCUUGAAGAAUAUAUGUGCAAGGAGAGAGAUGAAAUUUAAGAGAAUUCCUAAAGAUCUUGUGCAUUCAAUUCCAACAACGCUAUUGUUUUCACUAGAAGGAUUUCGUGACUUGGAUUGGGAAAGGCUUUUGAAGCUUCAAAUGCCAGAUGGCUCAUUCUUAACAUCCAUUGCCUCCACUGCCUUUGCAUUUAUGGAAACAAAUGAUGAAAAUUGUUUGAGAUAUCUUCAAAGGGUUGUUCGAAAGUAUAAUGGAGGAGCUCCACAUAGUUACCCAGUCGAUAUGCAAGCGCGACUAUGGGCGAGUGACCGAUUACAACACCUUGGAAUUUCAUAUUACUUUGAAGAAGAAUUCAAGGACAUGUUAGAUCAUGUCCAAAGAUACUGGAAUGAAGAGAUUGGAAUUUUUAGUGGAAGGAAUUCAAACUUUUGUGACAUUGAUGACACAUGCAUGGCUAUUAGGCUGCUAAGAUUACAUGGAUAUGAUGUUAAUCCAGAUGUGCUCAACAAAUUCAAAGAUGGUGAUAACUUUUUUUGCCUAAAGGGUGAAACGGACAAGUCACCAACAGCUAUGUAUAAUCUCUAUAGAUGCUCUCAAGUUUCAUUCCCGGGAGAGAAGAUUCUUGAUGAUGCAAACAAGUUUACCUACAAUUUCUUGCAAGAAUGUUUGUUAAACAACCAAUCCUUAGACAAAUGGUUAAUUGCUAAGGAUAUACCUGGAGAGAUACGAUAUGCAUUGGACAUUCCAUGGUAUGCUAGCCUACCCAGGGUGGAAGCUCGGUUAUACAUAGAACAAUAUGGCGGAUCAAAUGAUAUUUGGAUUGGCAAGACGUUACACAGAAUGCCGGACAUCAGCAAUAAUGUGUAUCUUGAGGCCGCAAAAUUAGAUUACAACGAAUGCCAAAGUCAACAUCAAUUUGAAUGGACGAUUAUUCUAGACUGGUUUACACAGUGCAAUUUUGAACACUUUGGAAUAAGCAAAAAGGAGCUAUUGUUAGCUUAUUUCUUAGGUGCAGCAAGUAUAUUUGAACUACAGAGGUCAAGGGAAAGACUUGCAUGGGCUAAAUCUCUUAUAAUGUGUAAGAUGAUUACAUCUUAUUUCAGUGAAGAAGCUACCAUUUCUACUAAAAACAGUAAUGAAAAAAGACAGAUGCUUCUCCACAAUCUUCUUCAGUUUUUGCACCAACUUUCAGAAGAGACUUAUGAGACCCUAGGCAAAGACAUCCACCUUCAAUUACACUCUGCAUGGGGGACGUGGUUGAUGUCUGUUGGAGAGGAGAAAACUGCACGCCAAGAAGAAGCCGAGUUGUUAGUGCGCACAAUUAAUCUUUGUGGUGGCCAUAUGGUAGAUGAUGAGCUAAUAUCCAGUAUAGACUACAAAAAUAUAUCCAAUAUUACCAAUAAAGUCUGUUACAAGCUUCAAAGCGGAAAGGUGUCUGGUAUCAACUCCAACGGGAUUAAACACAAUGGGAGCCCUCACACCAAUGAAGUUGAAUUGGACAUGAAAGAACUUGUAAAAUUAGUGUUAGAUAAUUCCUCGUGCGGCAUAAAUAAAGAUAUGAAGAAAACAUUUUUUGCAGUGGCAAAGACCUUCUACUAUACUGCACAUGUUACAGAGGAAGUGCUCAAUUUUCAUAUAUCCAAAGUGCUCUUUGAGCCAGUUGAGUAGGAUCCUUAUAAAUGUAUUGUGGUAUAAAUAAAUUGUGAAACAAUAGCAUUUCAUAUCAAUUUUUGGUAUUGUUUGUAACUUCUCAUUGUCAAUGUCAAUCUUUCUUGUACAAUGUAUAAAUGAAAUUUCCAUUGUUAUACGAAUGCUAAUAUUAAUAUAAUUAGAAAGAAAGAAAAA